Molecule: messenger RNA, 4715 nt
Organism: Tetranychus urticae (two-spotted spider mite)
Lineage: Eukaryota; Metazoa; Arthropoda; Arachnida; Trombidiformes; Tetranychidae
Source: RefSeq, a predicted model, not a curated record
UAUUCAUUUCGUGAUAAAAAUGAGCUUAAAAUACAAAAUCUGUGGCUUUUCAACGACAAAUCAAUAUUUAACAGUGUCUAAUAACAUCAAUCACCAUGAAAGGACAAAAAUUAUCAUGGAAACGUUAUUCAUCAUGUGUCACCUUAAAUCAUUGUUUAUUAACAUUUUUGAUCGUUAUUUCAUGUGUCAAUUAUUCCCAUGGUUUUUGGGAUUGGGUGCCUUUCUGGUCAUCACAGCAGGAUGCUCGGCCAACGUCGAUUUGUGGUGUCGGUGAGUUUAGUUGCCACUCGAAAACGUGGUGUUUUAAAUCGAACCGGAUUUGUAAUGGAUUCAAUGAUUGUUGGGAUGGAUCAGAUGAGCUCAUAUGUCCAAAUAAAACUUCAAUAAUUUAUCCAGCUUUAAAUUGUAUGGGUGGCGAAUGUCCUUUGUCAUACAUAAAUAAAGAGAUUUCACCUCUCUGUGAUUUUUGGGAUGAUAGAAAUGUAGCAUGUAAACAUCACAAAGGAAAACCUUUGAUCGCCUUUUCCACAUUAAAUGCCUUGUAUGAGACUAGGUUACCAGUAGAUCGUUCAAAAAUACAAGUAAACGCGACACUCCAACAAAUAAAUUUGACUGAAAUAAGUGCUUUUGAUUACGAUAAUUUGGACGAUCUUUUGAUUUGGUUAGAUAAUCGUGAUGACAAGAUAUUUUGGGGAAAAUUCGUUCAGACUGAUAAAGUUGAAAUGCUUGGCAGUCAAGUAACUGUUAAUGGGAUAAAUAUGAUUUUUGGAUUCGCUUAUGAUUGGAAGUACCAAGCUAUAAUCUGGAUAGAUAGAUAUGGAAUCCGCUCAAAAAGAUUGUAUUAUGAGAUGGAGCAACCUAAGCUUUACCGUACUUUGGAUCUUGAUUAUGAUUACCCUGGAUGUAUCACUAUCGAUGUCAAGAAACGUUUAAUCUUUUGGACAAGUAUUGGUUCCGAUCCAGGCAGAGUUAUUGAUUAUCCUAAGUUCAUCGAGCGAAUCGAUAUAAGUGGUGAACCUGAAACCAAAAAAAUAGUUGAAACGAACAUCUUUAGUCCAGUUGGCUUAGCCCUCGACACUAGACAAAAAAAAGUCUAUUGGUUUGAUGAAGUAUUUGGUACGAUGGAAUCGGCCGGAUAUGAUGGAACCAAUCGUAUCAUUUUGUAUAGAUCUUUGCCCUUCAUAGGUAAUCGCAUAUCAAUGGACAUAUUUUCAAAUUAUUUGUACUUCACUGAUAAGGUAAACAGUAAAAUCCAUCGAAUCAAUAUAAACAGUGCAGUCAGUAAAGUUGAUACAUUGAUAUCGGUACCUAAUGGUCCACCUACAUGGAUUAAAAUAGUUAACCCUAUGUCAAUGUUGGGGGAAUACUUGUAUUUCAGUUUCGAAGAAAUGUGAUGGAACUCCUUUAUUGUAAAGAUAGUUCCGAUAAAAAAUGUUUGCAUCAUGGAUGUGAUGAAAAGUUAUUUAAAUGUACAAAUGGUAAAUGUAUUCCCAAAAAUUGGCUUUGUGAUUCAGAAGAUGAUUGCAGUGACAAAUCGGACGAAGUAAACUGUAAAAUCACAUGUCCACCUUCCCAGUUUACUUGUAUCAUUGGUAAUAAGUGCAUCGAUAAAAUGUUACAGUGUAAUGGUAUUACAGAUUGUCCUGAUGGAUCAGACGAAAAAGAAUGUGGUCAUGAUUGUUCAGAAAAGGAGUUUAGGUGUGACGAUGGUACUUGUAUUGAUAAGUCAUUCCAUUGUGAUCAAGAGUUUGACUGUAAAGAUCAGAGUGAUGAAAAAAAUUGUCCCAACACUGUAUGUGCAAGUAAUCAGUUCACAUGUAGUGACGGAAAAUGUAUUGCUGAUCUAUACCGAUGUGAUGGUAACAUGGACUGUAAAGAUGAAUCAGACGAACUUGGAUGCCCCAUGGCAUUGAAUACAUCACAUGCCACUAUUUUCUGCAAUGACAAAUCUUUCCAGUGUCACGACAAAUUGGAAUGUAUCCACAUUGAUUGGAAGUGUGAUGGUUCACCUGAUUGUAAAGACGGAUCAGACGAGAAAGAUUGUAUUUAUAAUGCUACGUGUCGCCCUGAUCAAUUCAAAUGUAAUUCAACCGGUCAAUGUAUUCCUUCUUACAUGAGAUGUAAUGGUGCUCAUGAGUGUACAGAUCAUAGUGAUGAAAUUAAUUGUGAAACACACUCAAAUUCAACUUGCGGUCCUGAUAUGUUUCAAUGCAGUUCACAGUUAAAAUGCAUACCUAAAGAAAAAGUAUGUGAUCGGGAUGAUGAUUGUGGAGACUGGUCCGAUGAACCUGCUUCUUGCGGCAUAAAUGAAUGUAAAUCUAAUCAAACACAUUGCUCUCAUGAAUGUAUUGAUGAUACAAUUGGAUUUCAUUGUGCAUGUCCUAAAGGAUUAAAGCUUGGUAAUGAUAGUAAAACCUGCUAUGAUAUUGAUGAAUGUACCGAAAAUUUUGGCGUCUGCUCCAAUCAUAAAUGUUUCAAUACUAAAGGAAGCUUUAAAUGUGAAUGUUUCGAUGGAUAUCUAUUGGUUGAUCAUCGUUUCUGCCGAGUUAAAACUAAUGAACAGCCAUUAAUCGUUUUUGCCAAUCGACAUGAUAUACGUCAAGCUCAUUUACCAGCUAAUCGUUCAGGACCGCGACAUUAUGCACCUUUAUAUCGUGAAUUAAGCUCGACUGUAGCUAUUGAUUAUAAUCUUAAAGGAAAUUAUUUAGUUUGGUCAGAUGUAAGUGAUGAGAUGAUUUAUAUCGGAAAGCUGAAUAAGAGUAAAGAGUCUAUCCAUGCCAAAGAAAAUUUUACUUCCCUUAUUUCAACUUCUGUAAAAAGUGUUCACGGAAUUGCCAUUGAUUGGAUCCAUGAUUUAUUAUAUUGGACGGAUGAUAUUGCUAAUACAAUUGAAGUCGCUCAAAUUGAAAAGCCUCACAACAGAAAAAUCAUUAUUGAAUCUGGUCUUGAUGAGCCUCGAGCCAUUGUUGUGGAUGUGAAAGAAAGCAUGCUUGUUUGGACUGAUUGGGGUGACCAUCCAAUGAUCGAAAAGUCAUCCCAAGAUGGUUCAAACCGAAAAACAUUAGUCGAUACAAAUAUCAUUUGGCCAAAUGGUUUAACUCUCGACAUUGUUACUAAAAAAAUUUACUGGUUAGAUGUCAAAUAUCAUACUUUAAGUGCAAUCAAUUACGAUGGAAGUGGUCGGAUAACACUAUAUGAAUCUCACACAUUCAUUAAUCAACCAUUCUCAGUGGACGUAUUCGAAGACUACUUGUAUUAUUCAGAUUGGAAACUUGAAGCAAUCCAACGUAUCAAUAUCAACGAUGAACCACGAAAAGCAGAUACUUUCAUGUCUGGACUUGUUGAAUCUCCAAUGGGUGUAAAAAUUGUUCACUCAAGUAAACAGCCAACAAUCUCAAAUAAGUGUAAAUCAUCUAAAUGUACUCAAUUAUGUUUGCCAUCAUCAACUAAAUCAACUAAUUAUCAAUGUGCAUGCCGUAAAGGAUAUUUACUAUCAACUGAUGGUUAUUCCUGUACAUCAGCUACCUCUGCAAUAUUGCAAAAAACCUCUUCAAUUUUAAGCUCUACUGCGAAGUCAACAACAGUUACCAAAACACCGGUAACUGUAACAUCAACUGUCCAAUCAUCAACGUUCCCAUCUAAGAAUGAAGUAUCAAGUUCAUCAUCAAGCAUUGGUAGUGAUAAAGAUUUAGAUGAAAGCUCAUCUCUUCGAAAGGGAGACAAAUCAAAGGACACUUCAUCAGGAAUCUCAAAUGAUUCCUCUAUUUUCAGUGAUAAUACCAAUAUAGUAUUAAAUUCGCCAUCAAGUUACUUCGAAACUGAUGCUCAUCUUGCUUUCAUCAUUAUUGCCAUUUGUUUGACUAUAGCUUUGUUUGUAACUCUGCUAACAUUUAUAAUUCAUAAGAAUUAUGCUAAGAGAAGCAUGACAUCAAUGAAUUUUGAUAAUCCGGUUUAUCGUAAAACCACAGAAGAACAAUUUGUACUUGAAAAAAGUGAAGAUACUGUUAAUUCUUAUCCAUCAAGUCUGGAACCGUUAAAUUGUCCGGGAACAAAUGAAUUUGUCUGAACAACAUGACAAUUUUCCUUUUCAGUUUCUUUUUUUGUAAAUAGAUUAAAUACUACCUGUAAAUAUUGUAAUCCAUACGAAAGGCAGAUUUCUCAUUACUCUCUGUUUCAUUUGCUCUCUCCUUUUUCUUCUCCUUCAAUCCUUUAUUUCUUCCUAAUCUAUUUUUGUUUUUUUUUGAAACCACCAUCAGUAUCUUCAAAAACGCCCUGACUCAACUCUACACUUUUUUGUUUCUAUCUUGUUCAGAAUCUCCCUAAAAUUUCUUUUUUUUCUAUUUCAAAAAGUAACUCUUUUUGAAGCUUUUCAAUAUAAUUGUGAUCGUUUUAGCGAGAGAUUGGAUAACAAAAAGAGCAAAAAUUCCUCACGCAACUAAAGACAACCUGUCAAAGCAUUUAAUAUAUUCACACUAAAGCUAAAAAUCAAAAUGGACAAUGAAAUAUUUCAAGUCACAAUUUCCUGUCUCAACAAGGUGCAAUCUCAAAGCCAAGAAUCAACCAAACAACCAACUCCAAGUAAAAGUCAGACUUUUUUCAGGCUCUAAUCUUUUUUGUUGUGAACCUCAAAUUUAGGAUUAAACAACUAAUGAAAAAGCAAAAGCAAAAAUGAAAUGAAUUAAAAUUUAGUGUUUGUUGAAUAAUUUAAACAAAUU